AUGCUGACAAUCGAUCUUAGACUCCUUGAUGCUACCGCCCAGGAACAAUACUACACCAAGAUUGUAGAACGAUAUAUGACAUUUUGCUCCGACGCUGGUCAACGUGAUGAGCUGCUCCGGAGGUUCUCGUCGCUCGACAUCGGGGAGGAAUCAGCUUUAAGCUCGGCAAGACGUCGUCCAGACAGCCCAUCAUCCCUGGAGGUUUUGCAAGGCGCCGCGGGCACAAAGGCCCUCGCGGAGAAUGCUGUACGGUUCUAUCGACUGAGAAAUGAUGUCGACGGGCACAGAGCGAGGAUUAUGGACUGGGCCGAGGCGGACAUGAGGACUCACGCUCUUAAGUGCAUUGGGAAGACGUACAUGUCAAUUGAUCUCGAACUUCUAGAGAGAAUGACUGGUUCCACUUUGGAUGAUUUAAGGACGACUAAUGAUGUGGGAUGGGAGCUGGAUGGCAGACGAGUCAUCAUUCGAAAGCCAAGGUAG
Messenger RNA from Drechmeria coniospora, 480 nucleotides. RefSeq lists its product as uncharacterized. The transcript is spliced from 2 exons. The record is from RefSeq and is a predicted model, not a curated record. Lineage: Eukaryota; Fungi; Ascomycota; Sordariomycetes; Hypocreales; Ophiocordycipitaceae. Bases 1 to 480 code for a protein of 159 amino acids.